Molecule: messenger RNA, 2044 nt
Organism: Cicer arietinum (chickpea)
Lineage: Eukaryota; Viridiplantae; Streptophyta; Magnoliopsida; Fabales; Fabaceae
Product: carotenoid cleavage dioxygenase 7, chloroplastic
Biological process (GO): carotene catabolic process
Cellular component (GO): chloroplast stroma
Molecular function (GO): 9-cis-epoxycarotenoid dioxygenase activity
Source: RefSeq, a predicted model, not a curated record
CAUUAAUUCUUAACUCUAAGGCCUCAAUAAUAACUCCCAAAAUGCAAGCCAAACCCAUCCACAACACCCCACCCUACAUUAUUCCUCCUCUCAUAAGGGCAUCUCCGGUUCACCAAGCUUCCUUGCCCCAAACACUAACCAAACCAAAACCAAUAACCAUGCCCAUACCUAAUACAGAUGUUUUGGUACCGGAUCGGCCGGUUCCGGUUCGACCGUUUAUAGAGCACGAUGACUCUAUAGAUGCUUCAUGGGACUACAAUUUCUUGUUUAUGUCGCAAAGAUCGGAAACAAAUCAACCUAUCACCCUUCGUGUCGUGGAAGGUGCAAUACCGAUCGAUUUUCCAUCUGGGGCAUACUAUUUAACCGGUCCGGGGAUUUUCAUGGACGAUCAUGGAUCCACGGUCCAUCCGCUAGAUGGACAUGGAUACCUAAGAGCAUUUACUUUUGAUAAUGUGAAUAAAAAAGUUAAAUACAUGGCUAAGUACGUUCAGACUGAAGCACAAUUAGAAGAGUACGAUCGAAAGACUGACUCGUGGAAAUUUACACAUAGAGGUCCAUUUUCAUUAUUAAAGGGUGGGAAAAGGAUUGGGAAUACUAAGGUUAUGAAAAAUGUUGCCAACACUAGUGUGUUGAUGUGGGGGAAGAAACUCUUGUGUAUGUGGGAAGGUGGAAACCCAUAUGAGAUUGAAUCCGGUACGUUGGAUACGAUUGGGAAGUUUAACAUGAUGGACGGUUGUGAUAUGGAAGAUCAUGAGGAGAAUCAUGGUGGUGAUGUUUGGGAGGUUGCUGCCAACUUAAUAAAGCCUAUAUUGUAUGGAAUAUUUAAGAUGCCCCCAAAGAGACUCUUGUCUCACUAUAAGGUUGAUUCUAUUAGGAAUAGACUACUUACUGUGUCAUGCAAUGCAGAAGACAUGUUACUUCCACGAAGUAAUUUUACAUUUAAUGAGUAUGACUCUAAUUUCAAGUUGGUAGAGAAGCAAGAGUUCAGAAUACCAGAUCACUUGAUGAUCCAUGAUUGGGCUUUCACAGAUACCCACUACAUACUAUUCGCCAAUCGCAUUAAACUUGAUGUACUAGGGUCAAUGGCAGCAGUAUGUGGUGCAUCUCCAAUGAUAGCAUCAUUAACAGUAAAUCCAAGUAAGAGUACAUCACCCAUAUACUUGCUUCCUCGCUUUCCAAACAAACUUGAAGGGCAAAAAAGAGAUUGGAGAAUACCAGUUGAAGCACCUUCACAAUUAUGGCUUCUCCAUGUUGGUAAUGCCUUUGAAGUUAAACAAUCUCAUGGCAAUUUGGACAUCCAAAUUCAAGCUACUGCUUGCUCUUACCAAUGGUUCAACUUCCACAAGUUAUUUGGAUAUAACUGGCAAACAAGACAAUUGGAUCCAUCCAUAAUGAAUGUCAAAGGUGGAAAUGAGUUAUUGCCUCAUCUUGUUCAGGUAUCUAUAAAAUUAGAUUCAGAUUACAAUUGCCAAGAAUGUGAUGUGAAGCCUAUACAAGAAUGGAAGAAAUCAUCAGAUUUUCCAGCUACAAAUCCUACAUUUUCUGGCAAGAAAAACAAAUAUAUCUAUGCUGCAACAACCUUAGGAUCUCGCAAAUCAUUACCAUCUUUUCCUUUCGAUAGUAUUGUGAAAUUAGAUCUUGUGAAUAAUUCUGUACAUACUUGGACUGCUGGAAGUAGAAGAUUUGUUGGUGAACCUAUUUUUGUUCCCAAAGGUCAAGAAGAAGAUGAUGGCUACAUUCUUGUUGUUGAGUAUGCUGUCUCAAUGCAGAGAUGUUGUCUUGUUAUCUUGAACCCAAAAAUGAUAGGAACAAAAAAUGCCCUCGUUGCUAGACUUGAAAUUCCGAUGAACUUAAAUUUUCCUCUAGGCUUUCAUGGUUUCUGGGCAGCUAGUGAAUCUCAAAUUUAAAUUAUUGAAAAUUUUCUUUUAAAGUGAAAAGGAUAAUUGUAUUCAAUAUUGUAAUUAUUUGUUUAUUAAUUAAAAGCUAUGAGCAUUUGUCAAAAACUUACUGAUUAGAUACAAAUAUUACAUGAGUUAAUUUCCUA